Messenger RNA from Nasonia vitripennis (jewel wasp), 842 nucleotides. RefSeq lists its product as uncharacterized. The transcript is spliced from 5 exons. The coding region runs from base 152 to 760 and encodes 202 amino acids. NCBI's taxonomy places the organism in Eukaryota, Metazoa, Arthropoda, Insecta, Hymenoptera, Pteromalidae. The record is from RefSeq and is a predicted model, not a curated record.
CACUCGUAAAAACCCCGUUCUUCGUGAAAUGACGAUGAUUUGAUAAAAAAAAGAUAAAUCGUUGGUAUAAAUAUUGUUCUGCACUAUUUUAAUUCAGUCUGUACAGCGAUUCCAUCGAAGAGCAACGAUCAUCUGGCCGUAAUUCUUCAAGAUGUACUCAAAAUUACUUUUGGUAUUUGUGUUAUGGCUUGCAUUUAUUAGAAAGUCUUUUGUGUGCGGAAAUCCAGUGAUAGGGGGAUAUCAGAUAUGUCUAGGCCCCGAUGCCAAAAACUUUAGCGAUUUAUAUCAUACGGUAUUCUUCGAUUUAAGAGAUAGAAGUUCAAAUCAUUCUAUAUGCCCUUGGGAUUUGGCUUCACGUAACGUGUAUAAAUUACAUGAAAAUCGUGACUGCGAAUGGAAAACUUUGUCUGACUUGCAAAGCCCAGCAUCCCUGAUUGUGAAAGUAUUUAAAAAUUCGCCAGUUCAAUGUUCUUGGAUUAUUGAAGCACCAGAGGGUAAACAUGUUUAUGUUUACGGAUUCGAUUACGCUGUUGUAAGCCCAUCGAGUAGGGUUGAUACGAUGAAUCCUUAUAGUAAUGCUUUGAACGUGGGCAUCUAUGAUGGCGAUCGUGUGGAUGAAUCAAAACGAUUAUUCAAGGCUGGUGAUGAACAUUUAGAAAAUGUCAAAUCUACUGGAAGGAAGAUAACUAUUAGUUUAGAUUUCAAUGGGUCCGAUAAUUAUAAAUCUCAGUCAGUUGCCGCGUUUUUUACAUAUGUAUGAUCAUGUUUAUUAAAAGUAUAUUUCUGCCAUUGUACUCACAAUCAACUAAUGUAAUAAACUAAUGUAAUGAUAUUUCGGUAAA